GGCAUUGUUUGUGUCCUUCAACUCAAUCUCGUUUCUUGUCAUCAUCUGCAUCUGCAGACCAUAAUUCUAAUCGUUCAUCAUGCCUCCCCCAAAAUCUAAAGGAGGAAAAAUGCUGGGCCUCAUCAAUUGGAGGCUUAAAGUGACCAUCAAUGAUGGACGCGCGUUGACAGGUCAAAUGCUCGCAUUCGACAGGCAUAUGAAUCUUGUCCUGGCGGACUGUGAAGAAUUCAGACGCGUUCGGCCCAAAAAAAAGGCGGGAGAAACUGAAACACCUGCUGAGCAAGAGAUGAAGCGCACCCUAGGUCUAGUGAUUUUACGAGGAGAGACAGUUGUCAGUUUGAGUGUCGAGGGGCCUCCUCCAGUUGUAGACGAGGACAAAAAGAAUGCGUUGCCUGCAGGGCCUGGUCGUGGAAUGCCUGCUGGUCGAGGAAUGGGCAUGAUGCCUCCCAGUAUGUUGAUCACUACACACCCGAAAUCGUGUCGCUUAUUAAUUUACUAGUGGGUAUGCCCCCCAUGGGACGU
Molecule: messenger RNA, 522 nt
Organism: Suillus paluster
Lineage: Eukaryota; Fungi; Basidiomycota; Agaricomycetes; Boletales; Suillaceae
Exons: 3
Coding region: 80-499 (139 amino acids)
Biological process (GO): mRNA splicing, via spliceosome
Cellular component (GO): U2-type prespliceosome; catalytic step 2 spliceosome; U4/U6 x U5 tri-snRNP complex
Molecular function (GO): RNA binding
Source: RefSeq, a predicted model, not a curated record